This is a messenger RNA of Hippoglossus stenolepis (Pacific halibut), 1110 nucleotides long. RefSeq names its product ribosomal protein L7a (gene rpl7a). The coding region runs from base 1 to 1077 and encodes 358 amino acids. NCBI's taxonomy places the organism in Eukaryota, Metazoa, Chordata, Actinopteri, Pleuronectiformes, Pleuronectidae. The transcript has 8 exons. Gene Ontology annotation, biological process: ribosome biogenesis. The record is from RefSeq and is a predicted model, not a curated record. Gene Ontology annotation, cellular component: ribonucleoprotein complex.
AUGUCAGCAGCCGCCGGGAGCGACCCGUGUUUACCGAAAACGAGCAGCGAUCACCGCAAGCUCCUCAUUCCGCCGCCACACGAGCAAUGCCCGGCCGCGGAUCGGAUGCUAGCGAGGAACCGACGAGCUGAGCCGAGAGAGAACGCGACAGCUCCGGCCCAGCAUCCCCAAACAACUCCCCCCUCCCAUCCACAGCAGCACGGCACGGCACGGCACGACGCAAGGCUGGAAGAAGGAGGAGGAGAAACGAACUUCCUAAUUCUAUUUUCUUCUCUGCAGCCUAAGGGAAAGAAGGCAAAGGGGAAGAAGGUGGCACCCGCCCCUUCGGUGGCCAAGAAACACGAGGCCAAGAAAGUUGUCAACCCCCUGUUCGAGAAGAGGCCCAAGAACUAUGGCAUCGGCCAGGAUAUUCAGCCCAAGCGUGAUCUGACACGCUUUGUGAAAUGGCCUCGCUACGUCCGACUUCAGAGGCAGCGCGCCAUCCUCUACAAGCGUCUGAAGGUUCCUCCAGCAAUCAACCAGUUCACCCAGGCUCUGGACCGUCAAACCGCCACACAGCUGUUCAAGCUGGCCCACAAGUACAGGCCAGAGACCAAGCAGGAGAAGAGGCAGAGGCUGCUGGCCCGCGCUGAGCAGAAGGCUGCUGGAAAGGGAGAUACCCCCACCAAGAGGCCCCCUGUCGUCCGUGCAGGUGUGAACACAGUCACCUCCCUGGUGGAGAGCAAGAAGGCCCAGCUGGUCAUCAUUGCCCACGAUGUGGAUCCAAUUGAGCUCGUCGUCUUCCUCCCAGCUCUGUGCCGCAAGAUGGGUGUCCCAUACUGCAUUAUCAAGGGCAAGGCUAGACUGGGCAGACUGGUGCACAGAAAGACAUGCACUUCAGUUGCCUUCACACAGACUAACCCUGAGGAUAAAGGUGCACUUGCCAAGCUUGUGGAAGCCAUCAAGACCAACUACAAUGACAGAUACGAGGAGAUCCGUCGUCACUGGGGAGGCGGCAUCAUGGGCCCCAAGUCCACAGCCCGUAUUGCUAAGCUGGAGAAGGCAAAGGCCAAGGAACUGGCCACCAAGCUUGGUUAAAAUCUUUGGAAUAAAAAAAUAUGUAUGUCCUAA